This is a messenger RNA of Mangifera indica (mango), 2755 nucleotides long. RefSeq names its product G-type lectin S-receptor-like serine/threonine-protein kinase SD2-5. Lineage: Eukaryota; Viridiplantae; Streptophyta; Magnoliopsida; Sapindales; Anacardiaceae. The record is from RefSeq and is a predicted model, not a curated record. Gene Ontology annotation, biological process: recognition of pollen; protein phosphorylation. Gene Ontology annotation, molecular function: ATP binding; protein serine/threonine kinase activity. The transcript has a single exon. The coding region runs from base 76 to 2613 and encodes 845 amino acids.
GUUCGUUUUCAUUUGCCUUUACUCUUUUCCCACAAGUCUUUCAAGUUCUCUUCCAUUCAUCUUCUUGUAUAUGCAAUGAACAUCAGCUCAAAUUGGUGUUUGAUUUCUCUGCUUAUUUCUCUUUCAUCAAUUUUUUAUCGCUUAGUUAGUGCUCAACCUUUUGAUUAUCCAAUAGCAAACCUGUCCACUAUAUGGAAAAACAGUGAAACUGCACCUCACUCGGUAGAUUUCAAUGAUGGAGCGACAGUGAGAGCCAUCCUUCUUAGGGGAAGCUUUGGUCCAAGAUAUGCCUGCGGUUUCUACUGUAAUGGAAACUGUGACACUAAUUAUCUCUUCGCCAUUUUCAUUGUUCAGACCAAUAGUGCUUCCGGUAUCACUCUUCCAGCUAGUGGAUUCCCGCAGGUUGUUUGGUCUGCUAACCGUGAUAAUCCGGUUCGAAUGAACGCAACCUUGGAGCUCACUUUAGAUGGAGAUUUGGUUUUGCGAGAUGCUGAUGGAAGUAUAGCGUGGUCGACAAGUACGGGAGGAAAAUCUGUUGUGGGCUUAAACUUGACUGAAACGGGCAACCUCGUUCUUUUUGACAAGAAUAAUUCAACGAUUUGGCAAUCCUUCGAUUAUCCGACCGACUCUUUAGUUCCGGGCCAGAAGUUGAUGAUAGGGCAAAAACUUACUGCUAGUGUUUCUUUAACAAAUUGGAGUGAAGGUUUGCAUUCUUUUUCUCUCACUGAUAAAGGAUUGUUUUCUUUCGUAGUGUCUGACCCUCGACAAGUAUAUUAUGAAAGACGUUACUCCGUCUAUCUCAACAAAACAAGCUAUGUUAGAUUUAGGAAUGGGAGCUUAUCUUUGUUCCAACAAUACUCCUCCGAAAUAAAAAAUGAGACUGUUGAUGUCGUAUUUUCCAUUCCUGAGGCAUCAUCAGCACAAUACAUGAGAUUAGGGCCUGAUGGUCAUUUGAAAGUUUACGAGUGGCAAAAUGAGUGGAAUCAAGUAGCAGAUCCUUUGACAGGGUACUUUGGAGAAUGCAAUUAUCCAAUGGUUUGUGGGAAAUAUGGCAUCUGCUCGAAUGGAUUUUGCGGAUGCCCUACAUCCAAUGGGCAGACCAACUAUUUCAAGCAAGAAAGUGAUAUCCAGCCCAUGGCUGGGUGCGUCCCCAGUACUCCCUUAUCAUGUGAAUCUACACAACAUCACAGUUCUAUUGAGCUUAGAGAUAUUACUUACUUUACCUUUGCAUCAGACCUAGGGAACAGAGACCGUGAGAACAUAGAUUCAGAGACAUGUAAACAAGCCUGCUUAACGAAUUGUUCCUGCAAAGCUGCUUUUUUUUUGUAUAAUGAUAACUUUUCAGCCGGGGAUUGUUAUUUACUGUCUGAAAUCUUUUCGAUGAUGAAGAAUGACAAGGGAAAGACUCACUAUAACUCUACUGCAUUUUUAAAGAUUCAGACCAUCCUAAGUUCAAGUCCUGGUGGAAGUGGAAAGAAGACAAGAGAAAAGCCGAAAAUAUUGGGUAUAAGCCUUGGAUCCGCUGGUGUGUUUGUUUUGAUUGUAAUCUGUGGCAUUUUUUUUUGGUUGAAAAAUGAUAAUGAUGAAGUUGAGGAAGCUGAUUAUCUAGAUCAUCUCCCAGGAUUGCCCAGAAGAUUCUCUUAUGAAGAACUGGAAAACGUGACAGAGAAAUUCACAAGGAUCCUCGGUAGGGGAGGAUUCGGCUCAGUGUUUGAGGGAACUCUGAAUGAUGGCACCAAAGUUGCAGUGAAGCUUCUUGAAGGACUUGGGCAAAUCAAGAAAUCUUUCUUAACGGAGGUGGAAGUUAUUGGAAGCAUACAACAUGUAAAUUUGGUGGGAUUGAUUGGAUUUUGUGCUGAGAAAUCUCAUUGGCUCCUCGUUUAUGAAUACAUGCCUAAUGGAUCUCUGGAUAGGUGGAUUUUCAAUAAUGCUAUGCUUGAUUGGAAGCAAAGAAAGAAGAUCAUCCUUGACAUAGCCAAAGGACUAACCUAUCUUCACGAAGAUUGCAGGCAGAAGAUUGUUCACUUGGAUAUAAAGCCCCAAAACAUCCUCUUAGACGAUAAUUUCAACGCUAAAGUUUGUGAUUUCGGGUUGUCAAAACUGAUCGACCGGAAGAAGGAUAAGGUUAUGACAACAAUGAGAGGAACUCCAGGCUACUUGGCUCCGGAAUGGCUUAACUCAAUAAUCACAGAAAAAGUUGACGUUUAUAGUUUCGGAGUUGUGACAUUAGAAAUUCUGUGUGGGCGCAAAAAUCUUGAUCGCUCUUUACCUGAGGAAGACAUGCAUUUGCUAAGCCUGCUCAAGAAGAAGGCAGAGGAGGGAGCAUUAUUAGAUUUAGUUGAUACAUACAAUCAAAAUAUGCAAUUAAAUGGAGAUGAAGUAGUGAAAACCAUGAAACUGGCUACUUGGUGUUUGCAGAGUGAUUUCACAAGUAGACCUUCCAUGGCAAUGGUAGUUAAGGUCCUGGAAGGUGUUAAUGAGGUUGAGCAGAAUCUGGAUUAUAAUUUCUUCAAUCCAGUACCACCAAGAAAGUUACGUGAAAUUGGUGGUCAACUAGAAGAAAAUUCCAGUUCUACUAUAUUACUCCCAUCCAUUUUGUCUGGACCGAGGUAAAAAUUAGACGGUAUUAUAUGUGUGUGUGUCAAAAUUUAUCUUCAGUUUAUCAUAAUGUUAACUUUUAUUGAAAGAAAAUUUGAUUGAGUUUUUGUAAGUUAUGUGGCAUAUUUAUGAUCAUUAAAUAAAGUUGAUUCUAAAA